Metopolophium dirhodum (rose-grain aphid) is the source of this 2261-nucleotide messenger RNA. Its product is annotated as endoplasmic reticulum-Golgi intermediate compartment protein 3. Gene Ontology annotation, biological process: endoplasmic reticulum to Golgi vesicle-mediated transport; retrograde vesicle-mediated transport, Golgi to endoplasmic reticulum. Bases 174 to 1388 code for a protein of 404 amino acids. Gene Ontology annotation, cellular component: endoplasmic reticulum; COPII-coated ER to Golgi transport vesicle; endoplasmic reticulum membrane. NCBI's taxonomy places the organism in Eukaryota, Metazoa, Arthropoda, Insecta, Hemiptera, Aphididae. The record is from RefSeq and is a predicted model, not a curated record. The transcript is spliced from 11 exons.
UUGUGUACAAACUGAUAACACAGAAUGUAGUCGUAAUGAAAAAUUGUUCAACUAGUAUUUAUACUGGUUUUAGUUUAGUUGACGUGUUUAUAAUUAAUAAAAUUUAAGUUGUUGUUUAUUGUACAUUCAUAAUUAAUUACUAAUACAGACUUAUAGACUAUAGUUUAAAAAAUAUGUCUUCGAAGAAAGGGUUUUUUUCUAUGAAUACAUUGAAACAAUUUGAUGCAUUUGCUAAACCAUUAGAAGAAGUUCAAAUAAAAACUGUAUGGGGUGGAAUCGUUUCUUUGGUUUGUUUUCUAACCAUUGUUUUUUUGAUGGUGUCAAAUUUAGUUGAAUAUCUUGACAACACUCCCACUGAAGAACUUUUUGUUGACACAUCACGAAAUAAAAAGUUACAAAUAAAUUUUGAUAUUGUUGUUCCUAAGAUAUCUUGUGAUUUUCUAGUUUUAGAUGCAGUUGAUAAUUCAGGUGAAACACAUCUGCAGGUUGAUCAUAAUAUUUAUAAACGAAGAUUAAAUUUAGAAGGACAACCAAUUAGCGAUCCUGAAAAGUCUGAUGAUGUUGGCAGUAAAAAAACAUUAAAUCCUGCGUCCACCUUAAAAUCAAAUGAAACAGAUAAUGCUAAUAAUACUGAAGCACUUUGUGGAAGCUGUUAUGGAGCAGAAAGUUCAACUAUUCCGUGUUGUAAUACAUGUGAUGAUGUUAAAAGAGCUUACAAAAUGAAAAAUUGGGAUUUCCGUCCUUUAAGUAUAGAACAAUGCAAGAAUCAAUCAUCUCAAAAUGAAAUGUAUGACAAAGCAUUUAAAGAAGGUUGUCAACUGUAUGGUACACUACUGGUAAAUAGAGUUAGUGGAAGUUUUCAUAUUGCUCCAGGAAUGAGUUUUUCGUUUAACCAUAUGCAUGUUCAUGACGUACAUCCAUUUUCAUCUUCAUCGUUUAACACAACUCACACUAUAAGACAUUUAUCAUUCGGUCAAAAAUUGGAAUCAAUUAAUACAAGUCAUGAUCGUAAUCCAUUGGACUCAACUGAAUCUAUUGCUGAAGAAGGAGCAACAAUGUUUCAGUAUUAUAUAAAAAUUGUUCCAACUCUCUAUCAAAGAAGAGACCUAUCAAUAUUUUCUACCAACCAGUUCUCAGUGACCAAACACAAGGUUCAAGCAUUUGAUAAAGGUCCAUCAGGCGCCCCUGGAAUAUUCUUUAGCUAUGAAUUUUCACCUAUCAUGAUCAAGUUGACUGAAAAGCCAAGGUUACUAGGGCAUCUGUUCACUCAGUUUUUGUGCAAUAUCAGUGGAGUUUUUAUAUGUUUUUGGAUUAUUGAUAUAUUUAUGUACAAAGUAUCUAAGGUGUACAAUAUACGCAAGAAACAAUUACCUAAUUCUAAUAAUUAAAAUGUAUUAUUUUCUGUAAUAUCAGUGGCAUACUUUAGGAUAUUUAGGUGAGUGGCUUAACAACAGUUGAUCCUUUAGUUUUUUUGUUACAACAUAAAUCAAUUUUUAUAUAAAAUAGAUAAAGAGGAAAGGUGAACGUUUUUGUAGAUGUAACUCUCGUACCCUUUGAGUAUGGCCCACAAUAAAUAGUUAUUAAACAAACAAAUCAAUAUGUAUAUCUUUGUAAUACCUAGUAUUGAAUACAGUUAUAAUAUAAUAAUUAGAAUCAAUAAAAAAAAUACAUUUUGUUCUAAUUAAUUUUGAAUUUAGUAUUAGAUGGGGGGGGGGGGGGGUAAGGUUAAGCACACUAUUUGUUUUCGCUCUCUCGUCCACGCUCAAUAACAGUCCACACAACAGUAAGGAACACCUUUCAUAACUGUGGAGAAGACACAUGUGACCUUUGAUAUCGGCUCGUUAAUUGUUACUUUAUUUUAUGUGACAGAUUUGAUUUAAAUAACGUUUUUCCUUCUUAUGGCCUCGACUUUUCUUACAUUAAUAAUACUCUUUUCUCCAAAAAUGUCUCCUUAAUAAAAUAUUUUUAAUUUUGUACUCUAGACAGGUUUAAAAAUGUUACUGUAUGAGAUUUACAUAUGCUUUUUCAUUUAUAUUAUUGUUAUUAUUAUAAUUAUUAUUUUAGGUUUAUAAUGUUAAAAAUGGAGAUACUAUCAAUGCCAGAAUCUCAUUAAUAUAAUAAAAAAAAAACUGAGGAAUUGUUUUUAUUCAGAAACAAUGUUUAAAAUACAGUAAUUAACACCUAACCAAAAUAUGCCACUGAUAAAAAUAAUAAAAUAAAACUAUUAUAUUGAAGUAUAUUUAAUAAAAAAAUUCAACAAA